AACUUAAUUUCGCAGUAAUACGGUUUUACCCAAACGAAGCUCAGUUUUUGGGGAAAAAAAAAGGCUUCGUUUGGCGGCUGGUUUAGACGCUUAGGCCUGCCGGAAACUUAUGCCUGCUGAUUCUGAAAAGCGGUUAAACCGUUAACUGAAACGAACCUAAUACCUGUUAACUCCGUCAGUUGCUCCUCUCAAACGCAGUUCUCUUGAAACAUCUGGCGUUCAUGGAAGCCGACGCAAUGCCAAAGAAAUCUGGACCUCGACUUUGUUGCAUUUGUAACCAGCGAAGAGCUGUCCUCAAAAGGCCCAAAACCCUAGAGCAGAUAUGCAGGGAGUGUUUUUACGAGGUGUUUGAGGAGGAAAUUCACCAGGUAAUUGUGGAGAACCAGCUGUUCAAGCCCGGCGAGCGUAUUGCUAUUGGCGCCUCUGGAGGGAAAGAUUCGACAGUCCUUGCUUACGUGUUAUCAGAACUGAAUCGACGACAUAAUUAUGGCCUUGAUCUUUUUCUUUUGUCUGUUGAUGAGGGCAUUACGGGGUACAGGGAUGACUCACUUGAAACCGUCAAAAGGAAUGAACUUCAGUACGGGCUGCCUCUAAAAAUUGUGUCUUACAAGGAUUUGUAUGGAUGGACAAUGGAUGAAAUAGUAAAGAUGAUUGGCUUAAAAAAUAAUUGCACGUUUUGUGGGGUUUUUCGCCGCCAGGCCCUUGAUCGAGGUGCUGCAUUGCUGAAAGUUGACAAAGUUGCUACUGGACAUAAUGCAGAUGAUAUUGCUGAAACUGUCCUGUUGAACAUAUUACGAGGUGAUAUUGCUAGAUUGAGUAGAUGCACUUCAAUUACUACUGGUGAAGAUGGACCUAUUCCAAGAUGCAAACCUUUUAAGUAUACAUAUGAGAAGGAGAUCUUUCUCAUUUCACUUAGUUGCCAAAACCUUAACAAGAUAUCCACGUAUGCUUAUUUCAAGAAGCUAGACUACUUCUCCACUGAAUGUAUUUAUUCUCCAAAUGCAUAUCGUGGUUUUGCUCGUGAGUUCAUAAAAGAUUUGGAGAGAAUCAGGCCUAGGGCUAUACUUGACAUCAUUACAUCAGGGGAGAAUUUUAGAAUUUCCACUUCCACCAAAAUGCCAGAGCAGGGAACCUGUGAACGAUGUGGUUAUAUUUCCAGCCAGAAAUGGUGUAAAGCUUGUGUCUUGUUGGAGGGGCUGAAUCGGGGUUUGCCAAAGCUUGGCAUCGGUCGUAGUCGAGGCCUAAACAAUGACAUUAAGAAAGAUACAAAGCAAGGUGGUGGAACAAAAAGUAUUGAGAGCAAGCAAUGUGGAAGUUUGGACUUCUGAUGCAGAGUGUAGGCAUCACCUAAAGUUUUGGUUUAUUCAGGGAAUUAACUCAUAGUUGUCAGAUUGGCCACCCAUGCUCUCUUCUCUUCCUUCCUUGAGCUUCUGAGUGAAUCAUUAGGCAAAGUGCAAACAGUGCAGUUCAUUGCACCCUUUGGGGUGCUGGAAAGAGUCAUGGAACCGGAAGAGCCGGUGUUUAAUCAUAUUUUUUGACGAGGGACAGAGGAUUGAUUAUUAAUUAUUAUGUAGCAUUGAAUAUAAAAGUAGUCUAUAAAAGAUUUGGAAAGAGAAUUCUUAUGCUUUUGGAACUCAUUAAAUAAUAGGAGAAAGCAGCUCUGCCUAAAUGAAGACCACCAAGAGAGAGGCAGGCCUUGCAACUCAAUUUUCUGCCAUUGGAUGCUAUUUAUUCUUCUGUAAUUUUACAAAAUUUUACAUAAAAGGUAUCAGUUACAUU
Molecule: messenger RNA, 1779 nt
Organism: Theobroma cacao (cacao)
Lineage: Eukaryota; Viridiplantae; Streptophyta; Magnoliopsida; Malvales; Malvaceae
Source: RefSeq, a predicted model, not a curated record